AUGGCCUGGCAAGUCGUCGUCAGUCGUCGUUUUCUGGUUUUUCUUCUUAACCAAGUUUUCUCUUUUUUUAUUUUUUUUAUUUUUUAUUUCUUUAAUAAAAAGAAAUACCAAACGCAGAACUCAACAAACAAAAAAAGCACAAUCAAAGGUAUUGGAACAUAUUACAGAGCACAGCCCAGAAAGAAAACUAGAAUCAUGGAUAACGGUGUUGGUCACGACCUGUCACAGCUUCUCUCCUCAGAGGAAAGGGACUUCCUCAUCCGCAAAAACGGUGAUGAGGUUAAAGUGAGUAGUUUGGCGGGGAAAAUUGUGGGUUUGUAUUUUUCUGCAUCAUGGUGUGGUCCAUGUCGCCGUUUCACUCCAAAACUGAUAGAACUCUACGAAGAAGUAGCUUCAAAAGGCAAUUUUGAAGUGGUUUUCAUCUCCUCGGACAGAGAUGAUGAAUCAUUCAAAAACUACUUGUCUGAAAUGCCAUGGCUAGCCAUCCCAUUUUCUGAUUUGGACACCCGGAAACGCCUGAAGGAGUUGUUCAAGGUCAGGGGGAUUCCUAAUCUUGUGAUUUUUGAUGAGAAUGGGCACGUUUCGACUGAGAAAGGUACCAGAAUUGUGACAGAAUAUGGGGUAGAUGCCUACCCUUUUACCCCGGAAAGGAUCAAUUUCCUUAAAGAACAAGAAGAGGCAGCCAAGCAGAAUCAAACUUUGAGCUCUAUCUUGGUUUCUAGCUCCCGGGACUAUUUGAUUUCAAAUGAUGGGAAACAGGUUCCUGUGUCUGAGCUCGAGGGCAAAUUGGUUGGCCUCUAUUUCUCAAUGAAUUCUCAUGGUGGAUGCAUUGAAUUUACUCCAAAACUUGUAGAGGCUUACAAGAAACUCAAGGAGACAGGACAGGGACAGGAUUUUGAGAUUGUCUUAAUAUCUCUAGACCAUAAAGAUGAACAGUUUAAAGAAGGAUUUGAGAAGAUGCCAUGGUUGGCAUUGCCAUUUAACGACAAGAGCAUCGAAAGACUUGUACGUUACUUUGAGCUUCAGAACCUUCCUACACUAGUUAUAAUAGGACCGGAUGGGAAGACUUUGAACCCUGAUGUGUCUGAACUCAUUGAAGAGCAUGGCGUUGGUGCCUAUCCAUUUAGUCCUGAGAAGCUUGCUGAGCUUGCUGAGAUAGAGAAAGCAAAACUUGAAGCACAGACAUUGGAGUCCCUUUUGGUUUUUGAGGAUAAAGAUUACGUAAUCGAGAAAAAUGGUUCCAAGGUACCGGUAUCUGAACUUGUUGGAAAGACCAUUUUGCUGUAUUUCUCAGCUCACUGGUGCCCUCCAUGUCGUGCAUUCCUGCCUAAGCUUAUUACAACAUAUCAUGAUAUCAAGGCCAAAGACAAAGCAUUCGAAGUUAUUUUCAUCUCAAGUGAUCGUGAUCAGUCUGCCUUUGAUGAAUUCUUUUCCAGCAUGCCUUGGUUAGCCCUUCCGUUUGGUGAUGUGAGGAAGAAAUCCCUACAGCGCACAUUCAAAGUCCAAGGCAUUCCUGCAGCAAUAGCCAUUGGCCCCUCAGGCCGGACACUGACCUCGAAUGCCCGAAAGCUCAUAGGUGCUUACGGGGAGGAUGCUUACCCAUUCACUGAAGAACAUUUGAAGCAUUUGGAGAAAAAGGUGGAGGAAAUGGCGAAGGGGUGGCCUGAGAAAGUGAAACAUGAGUCCCAUGUUGAACAUGAGCUUGUUCUAACUCGCCGCCCUGCAUAUGGUUGCAACGGGUGUAGGGAGCCAGGUUAUGAUUGGUCUUUCUAUUGUAAGGAGUGUGACUUUGAUCUCCACCCAAAGUGUGCUUUGAAGAACAAUGAAGAAGCCAAGAAUGAGCCAAAAGCAAAUGAUGGAUAUGUUUGUGAUGGUUAUGUUUGCCGUAAAGCUUGAUAAAGCCUUUAAAUUAUGCUGUGAAUCUAGUUAGGAGUUUUUACGUGUCCUAAAGUGUGUUGUUUGUGGUUGUGAUGCUAAGAAUAAAACAAUUUGUGUGUAUGGGAUGUUAGCAGUUCAUGGUUGUGUUUUGUAUCUAAGUAUUAUGCUAAAUACGCUGGAUGAAUCUGAAGAGAUAGAUAGCUACUAUCUAUCUUUGUUCUGUUUAUUAUGAGCAAUAAGAUAUGGUUUCUUGGAUUUCCA
Molecule: messenger RNA, 2139 nt
Organism: Ziziphus jujuba (common jujube)
Lineage: Eukaryota; Viridiplantae; Streptophyta; Magnoliopsida; Rosales; Rhamnaceae
Product: probable nucleoredoxin 1
Exons: 5
Coding region: 1-1896 (631 amino acids)
Molecular function (GO): thioredoxin-disulfide reductase (NADPH) activity
Source: RefSeq, a predicted model, not a curated record